Messenger RNA from Pectinophora gossypiella (pink bollworm), 5308 nucleotides. RefSeq lists its product as uncharacterized. Gene Ontology annotation, biological process: regulation of cell cycle. NCBI's taxonomy places the organism in Eukaryota, Metazoa, Arthropoda, Insecta, Lepidoptera, Gelechiidae. Gene Ontology annotation, cellular component: nucleus. The transcript has 2 exons. Gene Ontology annotation, molecular function: cyclin-dependent protein serine/threonine kinase inhibitor activity. Bases 198 to 743 code for a protein of 181 amino acids. The record is from RefSeq and is a predicted model, not a curated record.
GGCGGGAAGAGCGCGCACGCCGGUGCCGCACGCACGCGCGUUGAGGUUAGAAUUGGCGGGCUCGCGCCAGGUGUGAUCGCCGCCCCCGCUCUCGCACGCGCAGCCCCUAUCCCCAUCUCACGCUACCUGCGCAACAGCUGUUUCUCUCCGGAGAUUAUUAGUCAGAUGUUUCGGAACCAGUCGCCGCUCACCUGACUAUGGCAACGGGAGGACGCACACCUAAACAGAGGAGGUUCGAGAUGUCUGUGGCCCUGAGGAACGUAUCCAACACGCCGAGACGGCGCAGGGGGAGCUGCAAGUGUUUGUUCGGGGCUCCGGACCGGGACGAGACGAGGAGGCUGAUGGCGGAGCAGUACAGCAGGGAUAGGAAGAGGUUCAUCAGGAGAUUCAAUUUUGAUAUCGAGACGGAAUGUAGUUAUAAGGCGGCGAAGAUGGACUCGCCUGUGAAGUUUUGUGAGGAGGAUAAGGAGAAUGCGGAGAGUCCGGUGCGGACAGGGGCGGAGGCGCUGGCUUGUGUUGGGAAUACGGAGCUGAGGGUGCUGGGGUCACCUUCGAGGCGGAGUGGCGCGAGCGUAGCCAGCUCUCCACGAUCGCCGCGCACCCCGCGCACCCCGCGAACGCCCCGCGCCGCGCGCACGCCCCGCACGCCUCGCACACCAGCCUCACGGAGACAGCUGCAAAUGACAGAUUACUGGACACUGCGGAAACACACGGACUCGACGUCGAGCGACAAAGAGAACUAGGUUUAUUAUUACUAAUAUUGUUUUUAUCAUUAUUAAUAUCAUUUAAAUUAUUGAAAGAUCAAUAUUAAUUGUAAUUUUCUAUUAAGAGAAACCAUAAUGCCUAUGCAAUGGUUAUUGUGGUAGGCGAGUACUUUACCGUGACUUUAGUUAGUUAUCCUCAUAAUAUACAUUUUAUAGGCAUUUAAGUUUCUCUUGUGUGAAACGGUUUUAACACGUGCAUUUAUUUUGGUGUAAUUGGGCACACCACGGACACUUCAUACAAUACACCUCGUUUUACACAGACACUACACUUUGAGGUUAUCGUACACGCGCAUCUGUGUGUGUGACUUCUGACGCCCAUACGAUUGACGACUAAAGUAAGACCGAGGGGAUGAGGUAAACCUAGCUCAGCCGCUGGUGGGGAGCGAAGAAUUGCCGUUCUACACGUAGUAUUAUUCCUUAUUCUAUGAUUUGGGUUGAAAUAUUUAACUUUAGAUAAAAUGUUCAAUGUAGAUAUUAACCAGACUUUCAUAAGCGAAUGUUGUACUUAUUUAAUUAUGAAGUGUUCGGUUAGGUAUACACUUCCCACCGUUGAACUCAGGGCAGCUUUUUGUUGAAUUGUCAAUUGUUUUACAUAUGAAAUAACUGUCUGUUGGUCUAACGGAUGUCAAUGCACAGCAUCGCAUCGAAGUAUUCUAGUGUAAAAAGUGCAGUCACUGAGCCCAGCGAAUUUGUAAACAGUGGUAAAAUUAUGAACCAUUAGUUGUCAUAAUUAUAAAAUUUAUGAUUUUGUAGGUGUUUUUGGUCUAUUACAGAAACGAAAUGUAAGUAACAGGUCUUAAGUGCAACCAGUUAAUUUAUUACUAUGCAAGAAACUGAUUCGACUUUUGCACCUUAUCGUACAUUCCUUCUUUCAACAAAUGGUAGACCACCAGUCUUGUUGGUAGAAACGGAAAAAUUACAUUUAAAUGAUGACUAAGGUUUUCCGGCAUAAUGUCGCACUGUAAAGUAUUACAGUGCGACAGUAGCGCCGCUGCGGUGGCUCUGCCGUCAAGUGCGCGCAAUACAAUUUAAAACUGUUUGGUACAGUAUUACAGUGCGACAUUAUGCCGCUGCUUUUUUCUGCCGCGCGGCGAAAACCUCGUAGUGCGCGCCUGGCCUAAGUCCCAUGUAGUAUUGCCAUUAACCGGGCACAAACCUUGGAAAUCACGUGAUAUGAAUUAUCUACGAUCUCAACAUGAGCAUUGAACAUUGAAAUAGUAGUCGAUACCAACGGUUUACAGUGUCUUCCGAGGCACAGACUCCUUAAGAAGAAUGCAAUGUGAUCCGAUGCUUUGCAGACCGAUGCGUAUGCAUCUAGUCCUUAAGACGCUAUUCUUAUGACAUUUUUUUUAUAAAAUUUUUCACUUGGCUAUAUUCACUUAGAGGCUAAAUUCUUUUUUCAGUGGUUGUCUUAUGACUGUUAUUGAUCAAUCAUUUCAUGGGUUCUAUUAAAUUGUUCUAUGGUACGGAAAGUUAAUGUUAAAUGUGAAGUUCCAAAGGAAUUUAUAGGUUUAUGUUAUUUUAAAUAAAGUAAGUGUACAAUCGUAUGUUUUAAAGGGAAAGCGUCCACAGUUUUAUGUUCCUUUUAACAUUUUAAUAAUGUCUUAGACCAAACUUUGUUAAUUUUAGUGUUAACAUUAAACGAAUAAAAAAAUAUUUGUAUUUGUAAAAGGAUUUGUUUGUUUAAAAAUGGCAAUAUCGUCGCCUUGUGAAAAUCGCAUAAAAAUCACAUCUUGAUGUUAUUUUUUUUAACAAAACCGCGAUUUAUUUACAUGACAACUGCGUUCCGCGCGGCGCGAAUUAUAUCAAGCACUUGGACCAAUAAACGAUACGAAUGCUAUCUACGUUGAUGGACGUCAAACGGCUAUUGGUCGAAGCGCUCAAUAUGAUUCGCGCCGCGCGCGGUGCGGUUGUCUUGCAGACCCGGCUGGAUUGAUACUAGCUUGUCUAUUGCGAGAUUUUGUUAACAAAAAUCACAUCCGAGUGUGAGUUUCGAAUGAAAAAGACGCUUACGUGUGUGGGUUUUCACCAAGGAAUAGAAGAAAGUUAUGGUUUUCUAUAAGGUGGCGAUAUGCUAUUCGACUCAUAUAACAUGAUUAGUAACAUGCAUAUAUAGCUUAGAAAUGUUUUAUAAAAUAUUACUUACUUAAUUUUGAGAAAUGGAUGAAGUAUUUUUUAAAGCUGUGAUCUCAGAUUUAAAUAACUAUAGAUAUAAAAACUGUAUAACUACGUGUUUUAGACACGUACAGUCAUGAGCAAUAUAAUGUACCCACUUUAGGACUCUGUCGCACUAACAUAUUUGACAUUUAGUGAGACUUACAGUUCAAUUUGUCAAAUAAGUUAAUGUGACAUGGUACCAAAGUGUAUAUAUAUUAAUGCUCGUGACCGUACAAUAUCGUGAUUUCUGAUUUUGUAUAUUUUUUAUGUCUAUAGUUUUUUUUUUAAACCUGAGAGUGUAUUGAAAUUGUCGUUGUCUUAGAAUCUAGUCCCUGAUCUCCGCAUAUAGUACCUAAACUAUUGCUCAUCGCCUCGGGGAGCACGCUUCCUAAUUAAUCUGUCCCUUAGAUAUUGGUGCUGAUUCCCGUACACACCUCCUAAUUUUAUUUUAAGUUAUACCUGUCAUUUUCUUAUCCGCCGAAAAUGAAAGGGACGGGUAAUCGACAGUCGUAAAAUUUAUGUAACACGCGUCAAUUUUAUGCAGUUUAAACAAUCUUCUCAAAAUUGUACAUAUAAUAUACGGAUGAAAAGGCAUUUUCUGGGUAAGCUCGUUCCACCUUCGAUCUCUUCUUCUCCUCGUGGAAGAACGAAGUCAAGAGUAAACCCAUCUUAAUUCAAAAACUAAAAAUACAUUGGUCAAAGGCCGACAGAAUUAAGUGAUAGCACAUCAGCGAGAUGCCUAUUUGAUUCGCCUGGGUUAUUCAUUGAUACACUCAUUCAUUUUAAAAUUAACGCCUGUCAAUUAUCUGUCCCUUUCCUUUUCGGCGGAUAUAAAAAUGACAGGUAAUAUAACUUAAAAUUAUUUUGGGAUGUGUCUGCAGGAAUCGGGGCCAUUUAGUAUUUAAUAUAAUAUAAGAAAGAGUACAUAAUAUUAGAAAUAUCUUGGAAUUGGUACAUAAUACUAUUGAAGAUUGUCAAUAAUGUAAAACUGCAUGAAAACAAAUUAAUCUGGUUUAAAAUGCAUAUUUAAUUUUAAACCAGAUUAAUAGAAGAUAAAUUUGAGUUACUUAUCUAAUUUAUUGUAGUGUAAUGAAUACACAAUUUAUUGUAAGUAUACUAAAUACUUUAUACUACUUCUAUAGGCAUCCAAAGAAAUCGAAAAACUUAGGAAUAGAAUUCAAUUUCAAUUUUAAUUAGGAACAUUAUAUUAAAAACCUUAAAAAACCCACUAGUAAGUAGUAAUAAUAAAUAAAUCUGGGAGCACGGGAGUGCCCCCGCCAAGACGAGCAAAGCGAAGCGCAAGGAUAGGCAUAGGCACUACCUACCUUUUCUCGAGUUUCGUUUUACACAUUUAUUUCUUAUUUCUACUACUCGUAUUUAUAAUUUAGGUAAGUAGGUAAUAUUUUUCCGUUAAUGCUUACGAAACUUUAAUUUGCGGGACGUUUCGAUCUUUUUGAUGAGAAGUGUGUGAAGUUGUGUAUUUAUAGUAAAAUAAUAAACUUAAAGUUCUUCAAAAAAAUCGUGUCACCGCUGUCUGUAAUGGUCGAUAGCCGACUGUGUUAGUACCAUCAGGUGAGAUUGUGGUCAAACGGGACCCUAUAUUAUUUUGCCGAAAUGGUGUGGUUUAUGCUAAUUGUGGUGAUACUGACUAGGUGUGAGACUAAGUAUAUUAUGUGGUUCAGAAGGGCGGCAAAUAAUAAGUGCGUGUUCACUGUAAGGCGUUUACUAGGUGACUGACAUACAAAAGUUCUUAAAGCUAACUUAUCUCUAUGUUUACCUUAACAAGUAAUAUGAGCUACGCUACAAUACCUCCCCCUUUUGUAUAAACUACCCCUUAUGAAAAAUACAAGUUGAUAUCUAUGUGCUAACAAAAAUAAAAAAAGAAAAGAAAUAAAUGAUGUAUAAGUAACCUAUAUGAGAAAAAUAAAAAAAUAAAUUUAAUUAAUGGUUUACUUAAAGCUACGUGUUUGUUUUAAAGUUUUUCAAGCGCGCACUUAUGAGCACUCGCGAAUAUAUUAUCGGUCACAUUAACCUGACAUACAAAAGUUCUUAAAGCUAACUUAUCUCUAUGUUUACCUUAACAAGUAAUAUGAGCUACGCUACAAUAUUAAAGAAAAAAAGCCAUUUAUCAAGACUAAUUAAACUUCUAUACAUUUUAUUUAUGUGUUAUAUACUAAUUCCAAGAUUUUUAGAUAUAGUGCCAACCUUUGCCUAAGAUUGUUAUAAAAAAAAUAACUAACUAGGCUGGGGCUCUUUGGGUAUUCUUUAAAACUAAUUUAGAAAAAAAAUCUGUUUCAAAAAACAGAUUUGUAUUUAUAAUUGAGUAGACUAGUGUACAAUACGCUUCAUGGAUUUUUUUAAUGUUAAAUAAAUGAACUAAUUUACUU